Molecule: messenger RNA, 7660 nt
Organism: Cladocopium goreaui
Lineage: Eukaryota; Dinophyceae; Suessiales; Symbiodiniaceae
Source: the annotation of a GenBank genome assembly
GCACCGCCGAGACAAGCCAGGUCGCAGCGUUCAGUCCAAUGGAGCUAUGCAAACGACUGGACAGAUCAGGAUUGGGAGGAUCCUCAAUGGGACCCACAGCAAUCCAGCCACUCUCAAUGGACAGCGUCCCCGAGAAGGCGUACCUCUUCCAGAAGACGGCCAUCAAAGAAAGGGACCAAAAAAGAUGCCGAAACAACAAAAGGAGCAAAGGGCAAAGGCAAGAAUGCGAGCUCGGACCAAGACAGAAUUGGUCCACCUCCAUUGCCUACCAACCCGGUAGACCCACCUUGGCUGCAAUCGAUGAGUUCCAUUGCUGCCACCAUGCCACCUCCGAUACAACAAAACUCGGAGGACAAGCAAUUAAAGAGCCUUAUGGCAGUGUUGAAAAAGCACAGCGACACGCUGCCACCAGAAGUCCAGAACAUGGUGAACGAAGCUGCAAUCAAAGAAGGACAGCAACAGACCAAGCAACUCCACGCGGUGGUCGCAGCCCAUGGACGAGCUCGCAAAGAGCUGCAACAGGCUCAAUUGGCACGCUUUCAGCUUCACAACGCUUGGAGGGGAUUUCUCAGCCAAGCUGUCACUCAGUGGCAGGGCUACAGUGCACAAUUCCUGGAACAAGAAAAACAGAUGAACGAGCGGGUCAAUACAGCAAUGGAAGCUUUGAACCAAGCAAAAGAAAGCCUGGCCAAAGCCAAGUCCACGGCCGGAGUCGAAGCCAAAGAAGACACCAUGGCCAUCAGCGACGAAGAGCCAGACAAGGAGAUCGCAGGCUCCACAGCCGAUCGCAUCCAAGAAGGCCUCACCAAUUUGCAGUCCAGCCUAGAGGCGCUACAAACCUCAGCCGAGCAGAUGGUGGAGGACGAACAAAAGGCCCUCAAGCGACCACGCCUAGACACGGGUCAGCUGGACUCAGCAAAGCCGUCCGAGUUGCCUGGUGCUGCAUCGGGUUUUGAUGCAGCGGUGGCCGAUACGUUCUUCCGUUUGUACAGAGGUGUGGAAGUGUGUUGUCAAGUCCUCAAUGACCAACGUAUUUUGCCGACUCAAGAAAUUGCAGAUGCACUGCACAUACCACUGGAUUGCCUGGAAGCUAUCCAUGUCAUGCCGCGCACGCCUUUUCAGAUGCCAGAGUAUGACAUGGUGGCUGUAGUCCAACGUACUGGAGACCUAUCGCCCAACACCAUGGAUAGGCUCAUGCUUGUGGAUAUUGUAUAUCAACACCAUCCAGACUCGAACGGAGUGACUCACAGACCCACUUUGGUGCGGGAAGUUCAACGCGUUGGUCAUCAAAUUUUGCGCCAGCAAAUCUUGCUUGCUGCAGCCGCGCAUCACUAUUGCAUCCUAGUGACCACACAAUGUGCUGUCACAUUUGAUGGUGUUUUGUGGCCUGAAGAUGAACACAGCCCAAGACCUGUGCACCAUGGUUCCUAUGCCCAAGUCAUAGUACCACCACCACCCACGCAUGACCUUCCUACCCAAAUGGCUGUGGAAGUCGCUCACCAAACGGUCGAGCACGAGGAAGCACAGGCAGCCCUUUUUGACCCAUCCAGUGCUGAUGAUGACAUCGCCAAUGCAAUAGACACAGACGAUGCCGACUCUGAUGAUAUUCAGCUUACACAAGUUGCUGCGAAAUAUCGCAAUGUUGCCACUUUCCAAACACGCUUGCCGGCAGAUGCCGAUCAUCUUCCACAACACAAACCAGAGUGGAAGCAUGACCCACUUGCGCAGACGGCCGAUGAUCCGCCACAACAGGCCAGGCCCCUACAAGCUGAAUGUUCAGCGCAGUACGUGAGUCCGACAUCGAAGCCGUCAUUGCCGACAACUCCGCAACAGAGAGAGGUCACCGCCAGCCAAAGCAGCACCUCCACCUUCAGGUGCCCUAAACAGCUCACCAUCACAAACUUCUUCAGAGCGCCACAGGGAAAGAAAGUUCAAUCUGAAGCCAAGAAGCAGACAACCAUUGGACAGUUCUUCAAGGUCAAACCCAACCGAGAAGUCAGAAACCUUGCAGAUUUCCACACAAUGCUACAGUGGUUGUCGAACCGUGCACAACACGACCGAUGCCAACCAGAUGCUGGUCAAGCCAAAAUUGCCACUUGGUACCUUGAGCCGCAAGUGAUGCCUCGUAGUGACCAUUACCGUGACGUCCUGUUGUCUGCCAACCCGACCCUGUGGCCGAGUGAGGUACUGCAGCGUUGGGCCGACAUUUUGCAACCAUCCCAACCAGUUGACCUCUAUGUAGUGCAGCCCGAUCCACCAGGAGGAAUGCCCGAUGUUUUUGCCCAUGUCAUCGUCACCCAAAAGGCACCGCCUGAUCAGGCAGCAGCACUGGUCUCUGUUACUGAACUGCUUGAGGACCCGUGGCACCCAUCGAGAUUUGCCCUCUUCUUGCAUAGCCCAGUAACCAGCGAUGCACUAUUUGAACAUGCAGGCAUUCCGCAAGACCAAGCAGCUGCCACACCUGGGCUCAGUGCAUACCACGGCACAACACACAUACCGCAUGGCAGCUCCUACCCAGUGCGCUCGGGUUUUGCUUUCGAGGUUGUCACUGACUCACUUGAUUUUGAGGAAGAAGGGAGUGCUCUCCUGCAAUUCUCCCCUGCCUGGCCAGGAAAGGAACACCAAACCUCCGACAUGCCCAAUGCAGCUACUGCUAGCAGCAGCCAUGCUGCUUGCUGUGAGCAACUCCUUGAGUCCAUGCGACAACUUGAAAUGGCUAUGCAGCGAAUCAACACAGCUCUUUGCUCCAGAACGGUGGUUUCACCGAAACAAAUGCAGUUAGAAUGUGAGCAAGAAUCCAACACCUGCGAUACCUGGGUUGGGGAAGAGGCUCUGGACGAACAGGACAGCCAGACCCAUGGAACAGCAGUGUCCCCAAACACUGCCCACAUAGUGACGCUUUGCCUGCAAGCAGUCCUUCCCGCCAAAGCACAACCAGAGCAUGUCAGUCUCGAUGAUGACAAGCCACAACAGUUGUGGUUUGCUAAUGAAGCCUGGAAACUCGCCCUUGAAGCUGAAUUGCCAUUGCAACUCCUCCCACUGCCUGAUGGGCUCGUAGUUCCUGAGCAAUCCUACUGGCCGUUGCUUCAACCGCCACCAUUGUCAGAUGUAGCCGACAUGACCUACACACUUUACCUGGACGGAGCCGCCAAUGGCCAAGAAGCCGGAUGGAGCGUCAUUGCUAUUGCAAACUGCCACCAGCAAGAGACCUUCCUUGGAUGCAUUUAUGGUACUGUACAGCUCAACCCACAUCACCCUGACUGGCUAGGGGCAACCACAGCUGACAACAUCUCUGCAGAGCUGUCGGCCAUGGUUGCUGCUCAAAACCUUGCCAUGAGAGGCCCCAAAGCGAUCAUCCAUGAAGUCAGAGGCCACCAAGGGCAUGCCUGGAAUGAACUAGCAGAUGCCGUUGCAAAGUGGGCAAUGCAACAGCACACUGACCCUGCGACAGGACAAUUUGCCCAACUGCACCAGCUUGCCACCAACCCACACGAUGUGGAUUGGGUUUGGAUGCAAACCACGCAUCCUGCAAUUGCAACCUGCUUCCCACCGCUCAGCCAACAACAAGUGAUGCACUUCACGCAGCCUACCACAAAGCUCGGCAUCCUGCCAACUGAGCGCCAAAUCGACGACCAUCAUGAAGCAGGGAAACCCAUUGUACUCGGCAAAGCGAUCCUCACUGUCCAGCACGCCGAUCCACGCCGCCUACUGGUAGAAGCGAAGAUCGGCCAUUAUGUUUAUGCGUUCAUUGUCCUGCAUGGCCCAAGCCUUGCCACAGCAGCACAAGAUGUUCCUGACCCCAUUGAAGCAGCCACACAGUGGUGGGAUGAAACAGCAGCCCUUUAUGCCAAGUACGUGACUGCUGGGGCCCAAUGGGUUUUCAUCGAUGCGAAUGCUCCCCUGGAUGCUGGGGACGGCUUGCUCAUUGGACCACACGGUGCCGAACCUGCCAAUCAUGCAAGCGCACGGUUUGAGAGCUUCAUCCAACUGCAGCACCUAAUGGUGCCUUCCACCUUCGCCUCCAUCCAUGAUGGCCCAACCACCACAUGGACGCACAGCACCGGAAAGAAGAGCCGCAAGGACUACAUCCUUCUCUCCCAGGAAGUGGCAAAGUUGGCUAGCAAAAGCUGGGUAGAAGUACACCAUGAUAGCACAUUUGCACACGAAGACCACCUGCCGGUCGUCCUGCAGUGUGCCGGAUGGCUUCCAACAUCUCAUACCCACCCGCCCAUCGGAUGGGACGACCGUGCCAUGCUGGACCCAGCCAAAGUUGAUGCAUUCCAGCAGGCGCUGCGCACGCUACCAUUGCCUGCGUGGGACAUAGGGGUAGAUGACCAUGCUGCCCUGUAUGAGCAGCAGUUGCUGGCCCUUGGCCGCCAAUUCUUUGCACGCAAACCUCGCAAAGAGCGACCUAUCACCCUCAGCUCCCAGACAUUGGAAGCCAUUGCAUUCAAAAGGCACGUACUGGACUUGGGCCGACAAACCAACAGCAUGCACCAUGAGGACUUCAAGGCAGAACUGCGAAACAUCGAAAAGACGGUCGCUCGUUUAGUGCGCGAUGAUAUCCAAGGUUUCUACAAUGACUUGCUGAAGCAGAUUCAGGCAUCUGGAGAAAUCUCCAACCACCGCCUGGUCUUUCGGCUCCUCCAUAGGUUGGGCCGCAAGAAAGGUGCAGGAGCAAACGGGCCCAGGCCCCUGCCGAUGAUCCAGAAACCUGAUGGUACCACUGCCAGCUCAUACCUUGAUCAGCAGCGCACAUGGAUGCACCAGUUUGCAAGCAUUGAGGCUGGAGUCCCCCGUACUUGGGACGAGCUUGAACAGCAGCACGCUGCCUUGCAACAAUCCCAGCAUUGCCAUGACCUUGAACCUGCAGCCUUCCCCGGCCAAUGGCAAAUCCGCAUGCUAAUCUCCAAAUUGCACCGAGACAAAGUCCCAGGUCCCAACCUUGUGCCACCUGCGUUGCUCAAAGCUGGGGGUAGUGUAGUGGCAAAACAGCUUUCAGUGAUGUUCACCAAAGCUGCUGCAGGCGCUCAGGAACCCCUCCAUUGGAAAGGUGGGGUCCUGAUCCCACUCUGGAAGGGAAAACUGGUUCACAAAUUGAUCGCCAAUGCUGCAACCGAUGAUGCUGUCAAAGGACUUCCAUGCCACAUGCAACACAUCCUGCAUGACCUUUUGCACAAUACUUAUUUUACAGUGCAAGGCCUCCCUGAUCCGUGCCAAACGACUCGUGGCACCCGGCCAGGGGAUCCCAUCGCCGAUGUGUUGUUCAACCUUUGUAUGCACCUCAUCCUGACCGACUUUCAUGCCACCAUGGAGCAAAGUUCUGAUGUCCCGUGGUUAGGCCAAGCAACUCCGGUCUCCGACUUGAGUGACAUCCCAAGCAUACCGCCCACCGGGUUCAUUGAUGUUACAUUCGUGGAUGACUGCGUGGUCCUGAUCCAUGGACGUUCCAAUGACAAUGUAGCAGCAACCAUGAAAGCAGUCGUUCAAGCCAUGGACAAAGCUGCUGCCACACGGGGGCUCAGCAUCAACUAUGAACGUGGCAAGACGGAGGCACUAUGGACCAUUCUUGGCAAAGGGGCCAGACAGAUGAAACAAACUCUCCAUGAAGCCGGCCAAAUCCUGCAGUGGACACAUGAGGGCAUUCAAUAUACGAUACCACUGUGCCACACAUACAAGCAUUUGGGGACGUGGCUCCAAGCGCACCACAAGCAUACCAGGGAAAUCCUGGCCAGGAGCUCGGCUGCCAAGCAACAGUACGGACAGCUGGCACGUUCCUUUUUCACCAAAAAGUGUAUCACCUUGCCGGUCAAGAGUGCCAUUUUCCAAUCCCUGGUACUCUCCAAGUUCCUGGCACGACUGCUUGGCGCCUGUCCCCCUAUCACAUGGGCGCUGAUGCACCACACCACAGGACAUCAUUCCUGGAUGGCACAAUGCAUGGAAUCAUGUCAAUGGAUGCUCUACCACUAUGACAGCAAGCUUCCGCUGGACACCUCAUCGCUCUUCCAGGACUGGGUGCAGUUCGUGCGACUGGAUCCCAACUGGAAAGGCAGGGUCCGAAAAACAAGCAAGCUAGCCUUGUCAUACCAUCGGGCAAGAGCCGACCAUGCCAUUUGGCAACGGCACUUUGACAACCGCCUAGCCGCAGCAGGGGCGACACUUCCCGACAAGUCCAAACCGCAGCCAGCUCCGGAGCGUUGGCAAUGCGACCUGUGCCAGAAGGUGUUCAACUCCACCAGAGCGCUCGCCAUGCAUGCUGCACGAGGGCAUGGCUACAGGAAAAAGGUCAGAUACUUUGCAAUCGGAGACACAUGCCAAGCGUGUGGGCAAAACUUUCACACGAGAAAAAGGCUCUCUGUGCACUAUGAAAAGCAGCAAAAGUGCUAUGACAUAGUCACUGCCUGUUGGCCGCCUUUUCCAGCUGCUAUGGUGCAAAGCCUCGACAUGGCCGACAAAGAAGACGAAGCGCAACUGCGCAAACAAGGGUGGUGGGCCGCAAAAGCUUUCCAACCGGUGCAGCAGACCCAGGGUCCCCCACUACCCUCUGCUGGCUCUGCUGCCGCUCAAGCCAUGUAUGACAAGAUGAUGCAGAGACGUCCGAGCGACGAAUUAGCCUAUACGCAACUGCAGGGCAUUCGCAUCACAAAGCUUCCACCAACUGACCCACAGCUCUGGUGGACACGUGCCGACCUCCCGUCCUUCAUUAUGCAGUCGGUUAGCGGCAGAGACUGUGCUGGCGGCGCAUUUGCAAUGCAAGGUCUCGCCAGAGAGACCGCCCUGCUCCACGUCCGAGCACUUGUUGUGGUGCACUUCUUUAGCGGAUUUCGCAGGAUGGGCGAUAUUCAUCACAUCCUCGACCACCGCACCAUGGAGACAGGAGCACAGGUCUUUACCAUCUCGGUAGAUCUAUGCAUGCAACGGGUCAACGGCGACCUUGCCACGCCACAGGCCUCAAGAUGGUGGCGAGAGCGAGUCCUUGCUGGACAAGUGGUGGCGGCUGGAGGAGGCCCACCAUGUGAAACGUUCACUGUGGCCCGACAAUAUGAAGGAGGCCCCAGACCGUUGCGGGACUCUGCCCACCCCCUCGGUCUUCCGGGACUCACUCUCAAAGAGUGGGCACAGCUGCGUAUCAGUGACCGACUCCUACGCUUCCUGCUCGACGUUCUCGUGGCCCUAGCUCUCAUGGGGAUGAGCGGAUUUUUGGAACAUCCGCAAUUUCCAACGUGGUGCACCAGAGGCUCUCCGGCGAGCAUUUGGGCCACCGAAGCCCUCAUCAUUCUGAAGAACCUGGGGUGCUUCUCCGUGGUGAGCUUCGAUCAAUGCACAGUUGGUGCCCUGGGGAAAAAACCGACCACUCUCCUUUUGCUGAGACUGCCGAGGGUGCGAGACAGGCUCUUGGGGCGUGGCCGAAGUGGACGGUGCAAUCACCCGCCUGGAGCUCACGUGGCGCUGAUUGGCCGUGAGGAAGAUGGCACAUUCCACACGGCCAAAGCCAAAGUAUAUCCCUACGGCCUCAACAAGAUACUGGGUGAAGCGCUCUUUGAUGCAGCGGUUCAGUGGCAGCACCUCGACAUCGCAACCGACCUGCCCAAGGAGUUCACCCCGUACCUUGAACAGAGUUGCCACGCCCCGGAGGUGGUACAACCGGACUACCACGGUG